AGAUUAUUGGAAGAUGCGACAACUGGAGCUACAGUUGUUCGGUCAAUCACGAGGGCAGUAUACGUUCCAUCCCUGAGGUGCACAUUUGUUCGAAUCGUUUCGGAAUAUAUUCACUCCCUUGUAUUAACAUGUGAUUGAGUGAUUCCAUUACGGUGUUGAACGAAAAAUCGGUGAAAUUCUGUAACGAUGCUCGUGGGCAUAAGGAUUCAGACAAAAAUGACGACUUUCGUCAUCUCCGUCGCGGUCAUAGUGAUGGCCAUGACACCUGGAAUUAUGGGCAAUGACAGAGAUAUCUUAGAGGGUACCAUGCCCGCCUACACAAUCGCCAAAAAUGCCCAUUUACUCCCAGCUUCCAGCAGAUGCCGAUCCCAAUUGGAACAACUGGGAGAAGGUGUUGAUAAUCGCAAGUUGUGGAGUUUGCGAAUGUUGGAUGCCAGUGGAGCGCCGAACCCCGGUUUCGUUUACGGAAAUAAUUUUUGGGUGGGCUCAAAAACUCAGUGCCUCGAUACGGCCAACCCUGAACCAGUAGUACUGAACCCUAGAUACAUGGAAAAUAUUACCUUGUACAGAAAUCCCGAGGAGGAAGUUCCACCUUAUCCAGUUAAUUAUUUCGCCGUCCAGUUAAGUCAUAACAGUACCGUGCAGUACCAGAACAGGCUAUUAGAUGAGGAAAUCAUGGUGUUGGGGCUAUGUUUACCUGACAUUUGUCGUAGCGACCAAUUAGGCAUGAUCCUGGAGAAGAUUUUUAACGAAAGAAAAUUAAUAGUCGGUAGUCUAUACAGCAUGGACUUCACUCUCAUGGCUGUUAAUGAUCUCAAAGGCGACUUAACGCACCCGAGCUGGCGAGUCGUUGUAAUAGGAGUUAUAGUACUCAUCACGCUGUUGAUGGUAAUUGUUGGUACUUGUUAUGAUCUUCGUGUGCAUCAGAAGCGACUUGAGAGGAAUAAAUUAGACGUUUCUGGGCCCAAAUUGAAUGUGGAAAAUGGUGGCCCUUCUAAUCCACCUCCUCCUGUCAGUAAGCCUAGUGUAGUUGGAGCAAUUUUUCUGUCUUUCUCGGCUUACUCAAACACAAAAUUCAUCUUCAAUGUAUCCCAUAGACGCUCAAUGCCGUGUCUAGAUGGGCUCAGAUUUCUUAGUAUGGCAUGGGUCCUAAUAGUCCACACAGUAUUAUACGCCUUUAAAGUGAUUGACAACGGCAGAUGGCAAUACAGACUGGGCAUGGACUUUGUCUCACAGAUAAUUAGUAAUGGAUCUUUGUCUGUGGACACAUUUUUCUUCCUGAGUGGGUAUUUGGUCACUUACGUUUUUUUGAGGACCAACGAGCCAAACGAUGACAAACCACCGAAGGGUUUCCGAUUGACAGAGGUGAUCGAGACUGUCAUAAAACGAUUCAUCAGACUCACACCCCCCUACCUGAUGGUCAUCGGUUUCGCAGAAUGGGCUGGUACCUACUUCAGUCGAAGAUCUCCAUUUCAAACAUAUGAUAGGCUCGAAAAACAGUGUUCGGAGGGUUGGUGGGCCAAUCUACUCUACAUCAAUAGCAUUCCACCAUUUUCCGAGGCGCCAUGUCUCAGCUGGAGUUGGUACCUGUCAGAUGACAUGCAAUUUUUCAUAAUCGGAACAAUUCUGUUACUCCUCUCCAGAAAGUAUCUGUACACCUCCCUGGGGAUUUCCGUUAUCAUCCUCCUGUCGUCAUUCGCCAUCACGGGAUAUACCGUCUACACCACUGACUACGUCCCCACUAUAGAAAUACUGUUCCAUUCUAUAUCCGAGGUAUACGUACCCCCAUGGACACGGAUAGGACCUUACAUAGUGGGAUUGGUCACCUGCUACAUAGUCAUGAAAAUGAAGAACAAGGUCAACCUUAACAAGAAAACCGUCUGGUUGUUAUGGAUAAUUGGUCUUGCUUGCAACAUCGUCGGCGUCUUCGGAUUAUACUACAGAAAAUUCUACUUCACUCCCAUCCCAGCAGUCGUUUUCGUCGCCCUCUUUCGAACGGUCUGGUCUAUCGGUAUUGCAUGGAUUGUCUUCGCGUGUGUGAAUAAUUACGGCGGAAUUAUUAAUUCACUGCUAUCCCUCAAAGCGUGGCUACCAGGAAGUAAACUGACGUAUUGUGCUUAUCUCCUCAAUCCCCUGAUCAUCCAGAGUUACUUUUUGAUCGGUGAAGUAACUCUUCAUGUUGACUUCAUACCAAAUCUGGUUCUCUUCUUGGGCUUUACAGGCACUGUUUUCAUCUUGUCAUACAUUCAUUCACUGCUGUUUGAAAUGCCCUAUAUGAGCCUACUAAAAAUUUAUUACAUGGCAAAGAGGAAAACUUGAUGUACCUGAAAAUGUAUUGAAAAUUUCAAUGAGAUGUA
This is a messenger RNA of Diachasmimorpha longicaudata, 2357 nucleotides long. RefSeq names its product nose resistant to fluoxetine protein 6-like. NCBI's taxonomy places the organism in Eukaryota, Metazoa, Arthropoda, Insecta, Hymenoptera, Braconidae. The record is from RefSeq and is a predicted model, not a curated record. The transcript is spliced from 14 exons. Gene Ontology annotation, molecular function: acyltransferase activity, transferring groups other than amino-acyl groups. The coding region runs from base 187 to 2319 and encodes 710 amino acids.